Messenger RNA from Columba livia (rock pigeon), 684 nucleotides. RefSeq names its product general transcription factor IIA subunit 2 (gene GTF2A2). Gene Ontology annotation, biological process: RNA polymerase II preinitiation complex assembly; transcription initiation at RNA polymerase II promoter. Gene Ontology annotation, molecular function: RNA polymerase II general transcription initiation factor activity; TBP-class protein binding. The coding region runs from base 68 to 397 and encodes 109 amino acids. The transcript has 4 exons. Gene Ontology annotation, cellular component: transcription factor TFIIA complex. The record is from RefSeq and is a predicted model, not a curated record. Lineage: Eukaryota; Metazoa; Chordata; Aves; Columbiformes; Columbidae.
AGCGAGGCCAUAGCGGGCGUCCAGAGCACUGGAUGAUCGGAGCGUGUCCAGCCCGUCUCGAUAAACCAUGGCCUAUCAGCUGUACAGGAACACCACACUGGGGAACAGUCUUCAGGAGAGCCUGGAUGAGCUCAUACAGUCACAGCAAAUCACGCCUCAGUUGGCCCUUCAGGUGCUACUUCAGUUUGAUAAAGCUAUAAAUUCGGCAUUGGCACAACGAGUCAGGAACAGAGUCAAUUUCAGGGGGUCUCUGAAUACAUACAGGUUCUGUGACAACGUAUGGACAUUUGUACUGAAUGAUGUUGAAUUCAGGGAGGUCACUGAACUUGUGAAAGUGGAUAAAGUGAAAAUUGUAGCAUGUGAUGGAAAAAACACUGGUUCCAAUACUGCAGAAUGAAUAGAACUGUGGUUUGUCUGCAAUGUUUUCUGCUAAUAUGCAGCACUUCCUGGAGAGAAGCGAGGAAAGGGACUGUAUUGAUACUUAAUUCCUGUGAUGCGGAUGUGAGUUAGUCCGUGCUAGAAAGCCUCCCAAUGAGAGCGGAAGAAAUACUUGUAGCAUUUCUUCAGUCUGCCUUCUAAGGCACGAAUACAAUGUUACCUUUUUUUGUUUUUUAAUUUACAACAGAUACUGUUGCCUUUUUUGUUCAAAAUAAUUUCUGUAAUAAAUUUUUAUUUAAAAACUUG